GGGCAGGUCAGGCGUUCUUGACAGCCUAACAACCGUGCUGUCACCAUCGCCAUUGGCACCCAAAUGCCCGCAUCUCCCUAUUGCAAGUCUAUUGAUCACUACUUUGAUAAUAUUACCAAGAAACUCUCUAAGUGAUCUCCUUUGCCCUGCCCGACUCGAUCACUCAUCAUGGCGAGUCGCGAGUCACGUCUUGUGGCGGCUUCAAAACUGGAAACCGAGUUCUUCCCUAGGCACAAGAAACACAUACUUCCCAAUCCUAACUCGAGUCAACUGCCAGCAGUGGAGCAGGUUUGGGAAGUUGACUCAACGAUAGGACACGGGAAAUUCGGUGUCGUGCGGCUUGAACGAUGCCGUACGUCAAGCCUGCAUCCUGAUCCGUCAUGGCCGGAUCAAUUGCGUGCCGUCAAAGAGAUCAGCAAGCCGGCUGCGACUAGUCAUCGAUGGGAUUACAUGAAAGAACUGGAGGCCACCAUCAGAUUUUCCUCGUCUCAAUAUGCCCCCUAUUUCGUCCGCUCGCACGGUUGGUUUGAGAAUCACGAAUCUAUCUUCAUUGCCAUGGAGUAUUUCUCUCUUGGGGACUUGAAACGUUUCAUGGAUGCCCAACCUAGAUUCUCUGAGGAAGCAACUCAGCAGAUUGUUCGCCAGUUGCUCAAAGGUAUACGAUUCAUGCAUGACAACAAUUUUGCACACAGAGAUCUCAAGCCAGGUAAUAUCCUCGUAGCAGCCAACUCACCUCGCUGGGUGGUAAAGAUUGCAGACUUUGGCAUUAGCAAACAGUUCAUGGAAGGGGGCACGAACCUGCAGACACAUGUCGGCACGUCGCUUUAUAUGGCCCCUGAAGUUUGGGAAGCAAGAGAGGGCACAAACUACUAUUCAGUCUCCGUCGAUAUUUGGGCGAUCGGCAUAAUUUCCGCCGAGUUGUUGUUGAAGGAGCACCCAUUACCUUCCCUUCUUGAGCUCGCCAAUCUCAUCCAAGGUCAUAAACCAUUGAUCACCGAUACUGAAAAGGGCCUAGUCCUUUCGGAAGCCUAUAGGGACUUUGUCCGAAAACUAUUAAAGAUCGAUCCAUUUGUGCGAUUAACAGCAAGAUCAGCUCUUCAACAUCCAUGGCUAGAAGAAGAAAUCCCAGAUUCGGAGGACGAGGAAUCGCUUUUCGUAACAGAUGUCAUCCCUCCACGGAAUUCGUUACAGCAACAACAGCAUAGUGUAUCACAAAUCUCCCUGCCUUCAUUGGCGUGGUCAAAUCUACGUUUAACGGACGCUAGAUCGGCGACACAGUCUACAGAGAACAAUCUUCUCGACACCUAUAGUGGUCCAAUACUUGAUUCACGCCUCCUACUCCCUAGCCUUCAAAAUUUGUCAUUGGAGACUACUCGAUACUUUGUCUUAAGGUCAGACAACCCAAUCGACAUCGAAACCAGCGCCGCUCACGACGUCUGGACUUCGAGUCAAAGAGUCAACAAGAUUCUAGACAAGGCAUGGGAGAGGACUGACGGCCAAGUACUUUUAUUUUUCUCGGUCAUUAAGAGUCAAAAGUUUUGCGGGAUUGCUCAGAUGACGAGUGCCAUGGAUUGGGCACAUACGGACGACCACUGGUUAGAAGAUUCGUGGAAAGGACGAUUCACACUUAAUUGGCUUUGUUUAUCGGAGCUACCCUUCGAAGGGGUAAAGCAUGUGCCCGUGAAGAGCACCACGCCGGGGUUUCGCGCCAUCUCAUGUUAUGACGGGACUGAAAUCAGUGCACCCUCGGCAUUCGAGCUACUAAAAGCGUACACAGCCAGAGACCGAGAAGUAUCGCAGAUCUAUUCACCACCUCCCACGAUAAACCAUAUGGACAUCGAUAGCGUUCCAUCGUCUUCGAGAUUCGCCCCUUCGAUGGAACAAGACGUGAUGCAUAGUUUUUUGCCUCAGUCUGAUGGCCAAUCAACGAAAGAUAGAGGGCAUGCAUUCUUUUCCCUUUCCGGGUUCAGUACCAUGUUGAGACCACAGAGAUGAUACCGCUUUCUAAAGACCGGACGACAAGCGCUUCAGAUCACUCCAAUAAGGUAUCGGGAUUGGAUAACCAUUAACGUUAAGUUUACGAAGAAGCAUAAUUAGGCGUUUCUUAGGCUUAUCAUAACAGCAGCAUGUAUAAUGCAGUGCAUGUCUCAUAUUACUUAAAUUACUUACAUAAUUAGUUAUAGCUUCCUAUAAAUGCUUUAAGAUGGUCGGCGACUCGACUCAUGGCCCACGCCGUCGCCAGCUAACGACAGGUCAUGGUUAGGGGGAUUAAAAGUCAGUGAACUUUCAGGCUGGUAUGGCAGCAAUUCGCUUAAUUAAAGCGCGAGAGAUCUACGCAGACAGUUACAUCGGCUAUGUCUACUAGUCAUCUUGAUAUGAGCUGAAGGGUCAUCCAUCACGGCGAUUAUUAUAUCAAUAAAAUGAAUAAGGGGUGAUGGUUACUGAAUUCCUCAUCAUACUUAGCCACAGUCAAUCUCACCUCCGUGAGCCCAGAACAU
This is a messenger RNA of Xylaria bambusicola, 2498 nucleotides long. RefSeq names its product kinase-like protein. NCBI's taxonomy places the organism in Eukaryota, Fungi, Ascomycota, Sordariomycetes, Xylariales, Xylariaceae. The coding region runs from base 169 to 1995 and encodes 608 amino acids. Gene Ontology annotation, molecular function: protein serine/threonine kinase activity; RNA binding; ATP binding. The record is from RefSeq and is a predicted model, not a curated record. Gene Ontology annotation, cellular component: autophagosome; cytoplasm. The transcript has 9 exons. Gene Ontology annotation, biological process: autophagosome organization; autophagy; protein autophosphorylation.